Molecule: messenger RNA, 3951 nt
Organism: Epinephelus moara (kelp grouper)
Lineage: Eukaryota; Metazoa; Chordata; Actinopteri; Perciformes; Serranidae
Product: protein NLRC3-like
Exons: 13
Coding region: 65-3718 (1217 amino acids)
Molecular function (GO): protein binding
Source: RefSeq, a predicted model, not a curated record
ACUCUACGGUGUGAGUUUUCCAGUCAGCUUACCGGUGGUUUCCUGUGGUCUAGAGAUUUUCACCAUGUUGCCACUAGCCAUUGUGUGUGCUUCCUAUGAAAGUGUGUGUGAGUUGAGCAACAUGAAUCGGUGUGAGGACAGAGAGGAAGGAGCCCAUCCCUCCAAAAUCACUCUGUGUGGGGAACAUGACAGCCAGACCAAAGCUCAGAGCCCAAAGCAGCAGCUCACACCAGACUCUCCUGAACCUGGACCCAGCUCUGUGUCCUUGAGGAGUGGCUGGUCUAUCGAUGAUGAUAUUAAUUUGAGGAUCCUUCAGAGAUCAGACUCUCCUGGAUAUCCACCCAGCUGUGUGUCCUUCAAGAGUGACUGGUCCAUGGAGCCCCCUAUAUUUUUCAAAGGACAGCGUUUCCCAAUGGCAGAGAUCCUUCAGAGAUCAGACUAUCCUGGAUAUCCACCCAGCUGUGUGUCCUUCAAGAGUGGCUGGUCCAUGGAGCCGCCCAUAUUUUUCAAAGGACAACAUUUCCCAAUGGCAGAGACCCAUCAGACAUCAGACUCUCCUGGAUAUCCACCCAGCUGUAUGUUCUUUAAGAGUGACUGGUCCAUGGAGCCGCCCAUAUUUUUCAGAGGACAGUGUUCCCCACUUGCAGAAUUGGACCAGGAGAGCUUAGAGGUUCCCAGUGGUCAGUCUGGCCAGCAGCAUCAAGCAUACCUGUUCUCCAUAUUUAGGGUGCUGGAGGAGAACAUCAUCACUUUUGUAAAGAACGAGCUGAAAAAGUUCCAGAAGGCUCUGACUUCAGAUUACCUGGAUUGCUUAGAGAGUCAGAGGGAUGAUGAGGAGGUGUUGGAUGAUGAGGAUAAAAAGCAGAGGAGGAGCAGCAGAGAAGCAUUUCUGGAAAUCACACUGCACUUCCUAAGGAGAAUGAAGCAGGAUGAGCUGGCUGACUGUCUGGAGAGAAAAAGUCCUCCUGGAGUUUGUCAGCGUAAACUCAAGACUAACCUACAGAAGAAGUUUCAGUGUGUGUUUGAGGGGAUUGCUAAAGCAGGAAACCCAACCCUUCUCAAUCAGAUCUACACAGAGCUCUACAUCACAGAGGGAGGCACCGCAGAGGUCAAUGAUGAACAUGAGGUCAGACAGAUUGAAAGAGCAUCCAGGAAACCAGACAGACCAGAAACAACAAUCAGACAAGAAGACAUCUUUAAAGCCGGACCUGGAAGAGAUGAACCAAUCAGAACAGUGAUGACAAAGGGAGUGGCUGGCAUUGGGAAAACAGUCUUAACACAGAAGUUCACUCUGGACUGGGCUGAAGACAAAGCCAACCAGGACAUACAGUUCACAUUUCCAUUCACUUUCAGAGAGCUGAAUGUACUGAAAGAGAAAAAGUACAGCUUGGUAGAACUUGUUCAUCACUUCUUCGCUGAAAUCAAAGAAGCAGGAAUCUGCAAGUUUGAAGGGUUCCAGGUUGUGUUCAUCUUUGACGGUCUGGAUGAGUGUCGACUUCCUCUGGACUUCCACAACAAUGAGUUCCUGACGGAUGUUACAGAGUCCGCCUCAGUGGAUGUGCUGCUGACAAACCUCAUCAGGGGGAAACUGCUUCCCUCUGCUCGCCUCUGGAUAACUACACGACCUGCAGCAGCCAAUCAGAUUCCUUCUGAGUGUGUUGACAUGGUGACAGAGAUCAGAGGGUUUACUGACCCACAGAAGGUGGAGUACUUCAAGAAGAGAUUCAGAGAUGAGGAGCAGGGCAGCAGAAUCAUCUCCCAUAUCAAGAUAUCACGAAGCCUCCACAUCAUGUGCCACAUCCCAGUCUUUUGCUGGAUCACUGCUACAGUUCUGGAGGAUGUGUUGAAAACCAGAGAGAGAGAAGAGCUGCCCAAGACCCUGACUGAGAUGUACAUCCACUUCCUGGUGGUUCAGUCUAAAGUGAAGAACAUCAAGUAUGAUGGAGGAGCUGGGACAGAUCCACACUGGAGUCCAGAGAGCAGGAAGAUGAUUGAGUCUCUGGGAAAACUGGCUUUUGAGCAGCUGCAGAAAGGCAACCUGAUCUUCUAUGAAUCAGACCUGACAGAGUGUGGCAUCAAUAUCACAGCAGCCUCGGUGUACUCAGGAGUGUUCACACAGAUCUUUAAAGAGGAGAGAGGACUUUACCAGGACAAGGUGUUCUGCUUCAUCCACCUCAGUGUUCAGGAGUUUCUGGCCGCUCUUCAUGUCCACCUGACAUUCAUCAAAUCAGGAGUAAAUCUGCUGUCAAAAAAACAUUCAACUUCCCGCAAGUCUGUAACAAGGAAACACAAACCUGAACUAAAACAUCUCCACCAAAGUGCUGUGGACAAUGCCUUACAGAGUCCAAAUGGACACCUGGACUUGUUCCUCCGCUUCCUCCUGGGUCUUUCACUACAGACCAAUCAGAAACACCUACAAGGUCUGCUGAGACAGAUAGGAAGUAAUUCACAGACCAACCAGGAAACAAUCCAGUGCAUCAAGAAGAAGAUUGAAAAGACUCUCUCUGCAGAGAAAAGCAUUAAUCUGUUCCACUGUCUGAAUGAACUGAACAAUCGUUCCCUAGUGGAGGAGAUCCAGCAAUCCCUGAGUUCAGGAAGUCUCCACACAGAUUUUCUCUCUCCUGGCCAGUGGUCAGCUCUGGUCUUCAUCUUACUGUCAUCAGAAGAAGAUCUGGACGUGUUUGACCUCAAGAAAUACUCAGCUUCAGAGGAGGCUCUUCUUAGGCUGCUGCCAGUGGUCAAAGCCUCCAACAAAGCUCUACUGAAUGGCUGUAACCUCACAGGGAGAAGCUGUGAAGCUCUGUCCUCAGUUCUCAGCUCCCAGUCCUCUAGUCUGAGAGAGCUGGACCUGAGUAACAAUGACCUCAGUGAUUCAGGAGUGAAGCUGCUGUCUGUUGGACUAGGGAGUCCACACUGUAAACUAGAAACCCUAAGUCUGUCAGUCUGUCUGAUCUCAGAGAAAGGCUGUGUUUCUCUGGCCUCAGCCCUGAGCUCCAACCCUUCCCAUCUGAGAGAGCUGGACCUGAGAUACAAUCAUCCAGGAGACUCAGGAGUGAAGCUACUGUCUGCUCGACUGAAGGAUCCACACUGCAAACUGGACACUCUCAGGGUGGAGCCUGGUGGAGCCCGAUGGUUGAAACCAGGUCUGGGGAAGUAUUCCUGUGAACUCGCAUUCGACACAAACACAGUACACAGCAACCUCAAACUGUCUGACAGCAACAGGAAGGUGCUAUAUGUGGACGAGGAUCAGUCAUAUCCUGAUCAUCCAGACAGAUUUGACUUCUGGCCUCAGCUUCUGUGUAGCACUGGUCUGACUGGUCGUUGUUACUGGGAGGUCGAGUGCAGACCACCGCUUUCCAUAGCAGUGAGUUACAAAGGAAUCAAAAGGAAAGGAUUUACAGGCACUAACUUUGGAGAGAAUGAUCAGUCCUGGAGUCUGUUCUGCAGUGUUGAUGGUAGUUACUCUGUCAGUCACAAUCACAGAACAACAGACCUUCCUUACUUCUCCACCUCAUUCUUUUCCUCCUCCACCUCUGGCUCCAAUAGAAUAGCAGUGUAUCUGGACCAUCCUGCUGGCACUCUGUCCUUUUACAGAGUCUUCUCUGAAACAAUGUUCCCCCUCUACACCUUCAACACCACAUUCACUGAACCUCUUUAUCCCGGGUUUAGGCUGUGGUCUUGGACACCUUGUUCCUCAGUGUCUCUGUGUUCUCUGUAGGUCUGAGAGUCUCCUGCUGUUAGAGAAACCCUCUGCUGAUCUGUUGAGUCUAGAUGGGAUCACAGUUACUUUAAUUAAGAAUGACUGAAAGGAUUCCUCAUUGACAUUGUAAACUUCUUCCACUACCAGUCCUUUAGAGACUGAAGCUAUGAUCAUUUAAAUGUAGAAAUGCUCUUGAUUUGUACCUUCUGUCAUUUUUUCAUUUUGAAUUCUGUUUCUUGUCACAAUAAAAG